AUUGGAAAUACCAGCACGAAGAGAACCGUCCAGUUCUAUCCAAAGUGCGGGCGAGAAGGUCUCAAUGGGAAGAUAGAAGUGGAGAUGGGUAUAAGACAGCCUGCCCUCCCGCCUCCUUCACUCCCCCAGCUCCUACAUCCAGACACCACAUCAUCGUUCACAUCAUACACCGUUACACCUGCCAAAAAAGCACCUUCUAUCCAUAAUUGAACCAUACCAAACAUCCCAACCAACAUGACCAAACUCCUCACAGUAUUCGGCGCCACCGGCGUCCAAGGCGGCUCCGUCAUCCGCGCCGUGCUCGCCGACUCGACCCUGUCCAAGACAUUCAAGAUCCGCGCCGUCACCCGCGACGUCUCCAAGCCCGCCGCUCAGGCCCUUGCACAGCAGGGCAUCGAGGUCACGGCCGCCGACAUGGGCUCCCGGUCCUCGGUCGACGCCGCCGUUCAGGGCACGCACACGCUCUUCCUGGUUACGCUGCCCGACAUGAUGACGGGCGCGCCCGCGGGCACCGAGACCGCGCAAGGCAAGACGGUGGCCGACGCCGCCAAGGCCGCGGGCGUGCAGCACCUGAUCUUCUCGUCGCUCAUCGACGUCACCAAGGCCUCGGGCGGCAAGCUCCCGCACGUGCACCACUUCGACAGCAAGGCCCGCGUCGAGGACUACAUCCGCGCCCAGGGCAUCCCCGCCACCUUCCUCCAGCCGGGCUACUACAUGACCAACUUCACCAACCUGGGCCUGCUCCGCAAGGGUGACGACGGCUCCUACACGCUUGCCGGCCCGACGGGUGCCACCAAGGCCCAGCUGCCGCUGAUCUUCACCGAGGACGAUAUGGGAAAAUACUUCAUCGCCAUAGCCAAGCAGCCCCUCUCCAAGAUACUCAACAAAACCAUCCCCGCCGCAGCCGACUACUACACGCCGCAGCGCAUCAUGGACGAGUUCACGGCCGUGACAGGCCACAGGGGCCAGUACGUGCAGCUGGACCACGGCGUGUACAAGGGCUUCCUGCCGCCGCCGAUCGCGCAGGAGAUCCUGGAGAAUGAGCUGCUGUGCGAGCACCCGGGCUUCUUCGCGGGCGCGUCGCUGACCGAUGGCCACGAGCUGCUCGCCGAGGUGGGACUGAAGGUGACUACCUGGAAGGAGUAUCUUGAGGCGAGGAAGGGGCAGUUUGAGUGAGAGUAAAAAAUCAAGUUGGAUACUGAGGGAGGGAUGAGAAAGAGAGAUUGGGAAUCUUGUGCUUACCCUAGAAGAGGUUCUGGUUCUCUAGG
Chaetomium strumarium is the source of this 1268-nucleotide messenger RNA. RefSeq lists its product as uncharacterized. The record is from RefSeq and is a predicted model, not a curated record. The transcript has 2 exons. NCBI's taxonomy places the organism in Eukaryota, Fungi, Ascomycota, Sordariomycetes, Sordariales, Chaetomiaceae. Gene Ontology annotation, cellular component: nucleus. The coding region runs from base 235 to 1176 and encodes 313 amino acids.